Messenger RNA from Cydia strobilella, 8939 nucleotides. RefSeq names its product zinc finger protein 541. The transcript is spliced from 21 exons. Gene Ontology annotation, biological process: negative regulation of DNA-templated transcription; regulation of transcription by RNA polymerase II. Gene Ontology annotation, molecular function: transcription corepressor activity. Gene Ontology annotation, cellular component: transcription regulator complex; histone deacetylase complex. Bases 1404 to 4847 code for a protein of 1147 amino acids. The record is from RefSeq and is a predicted model, not a curated record. NCBI's taxonomy places the organism in Eukaryota, Metazoa, Arthropoda, Insecta, Lepidoptera, Tortricidae.
AGCAGAAACAAAACAUCAAAGACGAUAGACGGCAUACGAUGUGCGCACAAUGGAAUCUAUUAGGACAACCGUCGUUACUCAAGAAAACCCACGCGUUUGUGAAAGCGGCCUAAGAGAGUUUUCCACAACUCACUAACACCGAUUCGCUGCUCGUGGCUACGCGAGUUUUCACGCACACACGCCUGCGUAGUGAAGUAAGCGGCUGAAACUAGGCGAGAGAUCGCGAGAGAGAGCGACAUCUCGCUUGCGCCCAGCCUCCCGUCCUAUUUCAACAGGUUUCGCCUUUCAGCAGUUGCAGCGAGAAACGCGUGCCUCUGCCUCUAGUAACACAGCACAAACAGUAAGAGGAACACACGUCGCGUUCGGAAACUGAAAACACAGUUUCACUGACUGCGCGGACAAUACCUGACAUUCACCGCCGUCCUCCGACUUACGGUUGUUUAUCGCAUAUUAGUAAGAUGGGCUGACACGAUUUGCGAGAGAGAUAACUAUUUUUAAAUGCAUAUGGCCCAUAGCGGUGCGUGUUCAGUAGACGGCCGUAGUGCUCGAGAAAACCUCGCAAUCCCGCGGUCCCGCGUCCGCGGAGCGUGUGUCAGUCGUCACGUGCGAAACAUGAAAACUGUCAAACCUGACUGUGCCAAAAACAAUCAUCAAAUAAACCCUAUAUAGAAUAUGUUAAUGUUAUAAUAAAGUGCGUCCGAUGCGGUGGAAGGGAUGAUUGGAAUGUAGUUAUAUAGUUUUGUGAUGAAAGACAUGGAAAGUUAGCAAGAUGUAAAUUUAUGCAUACUAUCAAUGUUUACCUCUUCAGUGUUGUGAAUAACGAUUAGUUUAAAUUAUUGUAGUGUACGGAGGAGCCGACAUGGAAGGAAACUGCCGCAGAGUGGUCUUGCGGACGAUGUUGAACUGACGGCGAAGCAACCGGUUGUGAUAACGUAGGAUGUGUGGUUUCGGCCACCCUCUGCUCACGGACGUAUCAAUAAUAAUCAAGUCUGGUUGUAAAAUCAAUCCAUAAGUUGUGAUUAAAUGCUAGGAAAGCAAAGUAAUACUGAUAAAUGUAUAUUGAUAACAUAUUAAGAAUUCGAAUACUUAAUAAAUACCUGUUCUGGUGUUCAUGUUUCUACUUCUACUGUUAGCGAUGUUACAAAGGUUGUCUGUGUUACAUUUAGGACUCGAUUUUUCCUGAAUUUCCCUCGAGGUUGUGAAUACUUAUAAUAAAGGACUGAAGCAAAAACUUGCAAGCUUCAUUAUCAUUGAGAUGGCCGUUGUGCUGGGUUGUUUUCAAAGUGAUACAGUGAAAGUACUUGGACAUAGUUAAAUUGUGUUUGUGAUAAGGAGAGGAAAUCAAAGCAACCUUAACUGGUUAGAAUGUGUUGGUAGAGAGCGGUAGCAGUGGCCGAGCGACGAUGGCAGCCGUUAACUCGGUGGCAACCACGCGGCUGCCGCUGCCGACGUUCUCGCCGCGCGCGGUGCUGAUGUACAGCGCCGCGGUGGGCGGCGAGGGCGCGGUGGCGCUGCAGCUGCGCGAGGCGGCCCCCGGCGAGCUGGAGGGCGCCCGGCUCAGCCUGCACGACGACCGGCUCGCCAUAGCCUGCCACGAGCCGGAGCUGCUCGCCGACCUUCUGCAUGCGGCUGGUACAGCUGAUAUAGAUGGGGAUCACGACGAGCUAAGUGCCCUAUUGGGAGCCGCCUCGCCGGAGCUCGGGCUCGCCUCCGACGCAUCUGAUAGCCUUCCUCUCCCAGAUAAUGAAUGCACGACGUCGUCCUCGCCACCAGGCGUGACGAAUAAUGUCACAACAGUGUCGGUAGCGGUGGCGGGCCUGGAACGCUCGCCCACCGUCAAGAAAGUGCGCCCCAAGCCGUGCUCACCCAACCGUCAGGGCCCUCAGCAGUGCCAGGUAUGCAACAAGAUCUUCGGUAACGCAUCGGCGCUCGCCAAGCACAAACUGACGCACAGCGAUGAGCGCAAGUAUGUGUGCAUCACUUGCGCAAAGGCCUUUAAGCGGCAGGACCAUCUUAACGGGCACAUGCUAACACACCGUAACAAGAAGCCGUACGAGUGCAAAGCGGACGGGUGCGGUAAAUCGUACUGCGAUGCGAGAUCCCUGCGCCGGCACACGGAGAACCACCACCAACCAUCAGGCCCAAAAACCUUACCAUCCAGUGAAUCAUCACAAUCAGUAGUAAAAAAUCGUUCGAACAACACAGUCGCAAACGCACCGAGCGCCGAGCGCGAGUCUGCCUCCCAGCGGCUGGCGUCACCGGCGUCGCCACCGAGAAACUACCCGCUGCACUCGGAUUCAAGCAACUCCGGGUCCGAGAAGUCGACGAGCAGUCGGAGCGGCAGUCGCGGCGGCAGCGACAGCAGCCCGCCGGGCACGCCGCCCGCGCCGCCGACGCCACCCUCUCGGACCAAGCUGACCAAGCCUCCGACCAAACCUAAGACAACUACCGCGCAGCAGGGGAGUCAGAAAUGUGGCAGCGCGGCGAGUGCAAGCGGGAGCGGCAGCGGGACGAUGAGCGGAGCGGGCGCGGGCGCAGGCGGGGGUGCGGUGCGCGGCGAAGUCAAGCCUGUCGAAUGCAACUUGUGCCAUCGGAAGUUCAAAAAUAUACCCGCUCUCAAUGGCCAUAUGAGGCUACAUGGCGGAUAUUUUAAGAAGGACUCUGAUAGUAAAAAAAUGGAUAAAAAGGAAUCUACGGGACCUCCAUUACAAACGGCGUCUGUAUCCGUGCGAGCUCUUAUAGAAGAGAAAAUUAUCAGCCGGCGAGGCGCAAUAACAAUGUCUCCAGGUGUAGGCAAUACGGAUACGACGGCAGGGGGCGCGGGGUUCGCAACGCCCGCCCCGCCGCCGCUGGCUCCCGCGCGAUCGUCGGCUUCGCCCGCCUCACCCGCCGCCAGCACGGCUCAGUUCGUACCGCCGCGCGCCCCACCCGCUACCACUAUUGCCCCCAGCACUACCGCUGCAACCGCCACCGCCGCGCAGAGAGACUCCACCCUCAUAGAGCUAUUAAAAAGAGGCAACUCAAAGGUUGUGAAACGUUCGACGUCAGAUCCAGGGCAAACAUCACCUCAGCAGGAGUUCACUUUUAGACCCGAACUUUUCGGAGUUUCUUUCAACUCUGACGAUGGCUACUUCUCGCCCGCCCUAAACGAGGAUACUUUCCAAUUUACAACGACACCGGAACAGUUAGAAGAACUGGCGUCAUUAGAGGACUAUGCAACGGUAGCCGCGUCCAUUAGAGAAAGAUCUCCGGUUACUUUCCCGUCUAGUCGACGCCUUGCAGCCGUUUUGAACUCCCCACUCCCUGAAUCAUUAGCGGAUUUUGGCGCUUGUCACGGCGGCUCGCCAGUACCGUCACCGGGUAUUGGCUAUACGGCAAACUCCCCGGGCCUAUCCUACUCUACCGGAGAUUCCCCUGGAUUAGCCUACACGGCGACAUCUCCUGGCGGGAGCUACUCGACGCAACCAGAACCGUCGCCUGGAUUGGCGUAUCCGACACCACCUGCUUCUCACGAUGCUCAUUCACCUGCGCAUACAGUGCCUCGUGUAUCAUCGCCCUUAUCUGCUGCCUUCUUUACGGCAACAAUGUCAAGUCAAGAAGAGGUGGAAGAAGCUCUAGAGGAAGUAUUACCCGAAGAAUGUAGAUCACUUGAUGCGUACUCUUUGGAACCAUCGCCUAUGCCGCGCCGUAUUAUGCUCAAUUCUGAAGACCCGCUCUUAUCGAGCAGUCCGCGGGACUUCUCGAAUCAAAGACCUCCGCGUCGAUAUAGUCGCCUGCCAUCAACAUCAUCUUUAACAAACGCCGUACAUCAAUGGCAGCAUGAAGCAAGUUCUCUUCAGGUUUGCAUAGAAGGCCAGACAGUGCCAGCCGUGUUCCUAAGCCCGAGCAGCGUGCCCGCGUCGCCGCAGCGUCGCAAGCGUCGCGCGUCACCCGCGGGCCCGUACCGCACCCGCAUGCGGCGACAUAUCAGCCACUACACCCCGCAGCCACUCCUGCCGCCGGACAGAGAAGGGCCUGGCCUUUUUGUAGAACUUACAGCAGGUCUUCCGAGUAUGGAAACCGACAUGCUAACGCAGCUAGAGGAGCCCCAACAGCCAAUGAUCAACAUUGGACCGGAGCAUCAAGCGGACAUACCAGAGAUGUGCAACGACAGGAUAGACCUCCAUCGAGCUUCGGAGCAACUGCUGUGGGAUCCCGGCAUCAAUCACGCUCUUGAUGACAAUCAAGUCCGCAUGUUCAUGGAGCUGGCGAUGUGCGCGGCCAUGCCGGUGGGCGGGCACACGCGCGAGUUCGCGCUGCAAGUACUGGGCGAGUGCGGCGGCGACGUGCGCGCCGCCACGCUGCGUCUCAUGUCGCGCCCCGCCGCGCCCGCGCAGCACGAGUCGCGCUGGGCGCCCGACGAGGUCGAGGCCUUCCUUGCCGGCCUGCGUCACUACGAUAAAGACUUCUACAGGAUUUCCCAGCUGAUAAGAACCAAAGACUCGAAGCAGUGCGUACAGUUCUACUAUUUCUGGAAGAAAGUUACCAAAGACUACAAGAUGCUGUACUUGAGAAGCUGGAACAUGGAACAGCAGUUGUCUACACAAGGUCAACCGCCGGCCGCGUGCGCCUCCGCCGCCGCCGCCGCCUCGCCCACGCCCUUCGAGGGCGAGGAGUUCCCGUGCAAGAUCUGCGGGAAAGUUUUUAACAAAGUAAAAAGUCGUAGCGCACACAUGAAGUCGCACCGGCCACUCGACGCCGAGCCGAAACGGCCCAAACUCGAAAAGCCUUAUGAAAAGGUCGAGCGAUCCGACGAGCGGUACGCGACUGCUGAUUAUCAAUGCAAGCCGCCCGCGCACUCUCUGUAACCGACCCCUUGUCACUCCCGGCAACUAACUCGCGCUCGGCCUCGCUCAGUGUCUGUGCUCUACUCCGCCGAUACCGAUACCGAUACCGGUGAGCAGGCCCCGGCCUGCGCGCUAGCGGCGCCGUAUGCCGCGAGGCGGCCUCGCGCGCCCCGAGGACAAAAUGCUGAAUUGUUUAAGCAUUUAUUAUAAUUAUUACAAAUUAAAUAGAAUUAUAGAUAAAUUAAAAAAGUGAUCUAGUUGAGAGCGACGUAGUGGCUAGUAGCUAGAGAAGAAAUAGCUUGGGUAAACUGAACGAUUAACUUAAUAAAACUACUAAUUAUUCGAAAUUCUCGUAUUGCUAAGCUUGAAGAGAUCGCAGAAAGAUAUUUUGUAUAACGAUUGAUACAUAGAUAGAUAUAGUUCUUCGUAAAGUUUUUUAUAAGACACUACGACUUCUAAAUGUGACUUUGCAAGUGUGAUGUUGUACAUAGAGAUAUAACAGCUCGGCGCGGACGCCGCUAGGACCGGCGCCGCCGAGCUCUAUUUGAAUGAUAAUGGAACUAUAAAAGUAUUACAACUUCGAGUGUGAUACUAAUAGUGUAGUAACUACACUACCUCGUCUUACUCGACCGUUUCAUUUCAUUGCGAGCUCAGCUCAUUAAAUUACGUUUGCUUGUUUGCUCAUCUCGUUGUUAUUUAUUCUUAGUCAUUUGUUUAAGUCUUGUUCUAGUCGCGUUAGACAUCAUUAAGCGCACUUAAGUCUCACGCCACUCAGGUUUAGACGCCGAUAAGAGAACAGUAUCAAAUCAGCAUCCGUGCUCCGUGCCGAUACCCAUCGCCCCAACUUGGACCCAUAUUUAGAUUUGUAAUAUAUUAUAUCAACUUAAUUUGUAAAAUAAUGUUGAUGAUAUUUUUAAAAUGUGAAUAUGUGUAUAGAACCGGGGCGAUGCACUUGUAGUGGAGAGAUCGCAGGCGCUCGGGCUCGUGGCCGCUCGGCCUCGCCGCGCGCUUCGCAUCUCUGUUCAUUCCACUUGCUCGUUCACAGAAAAAAACAAAAUAGUGGAGGGAUACUAGUAUUUUUUUACACAAAUAUUAUUAAAAUGCUCAAAUGUUCUAUAUUUUAUGUUGAUAACUUAUUGAAUAGUUCCUUAUUAAUUGUUCUAAAUAUGGUAUUAUUUAAUAUUUGAAUAGUUAAUUUUUGAUUGUAGUAAUAUUUUCUAUAAAUUAAUGUAAUGUAAUUCUAUAUUAUACGUGUAGAUCCGUGUUGUGAUAUGUAUUGUUGUUUCAGAGAUCUGUAUACUGUAUCGUUUGAAGGAAUGUACAAAUCGGGCAAUAAUGUCGUUGCUCAAGCCUACUCUAUGUAUGUACGGACUCGACGUGUGUCCACUCGUAGAUCCGCGGCCCGCGACCCGCGACGGCUCCUCUUACUAAACUAAUAUUUUGCGGUUGUGACCUCCUCGAUCGACUUACUGUUGUCUUCCGAAAGUACUUUUAACAACCGACUCAAUAUUAAUUUUGGGGCAAUAUUCCUUAUAAAAGACAUGUUAAUACCUUCGAAUUAUUUAUUGAUAUUAUUAACACUUCACUGUUUAGAUUAACAUUUAACAUUAUGGAGUAAAUGAAAGGCGUAUAACGCUGACAGUAUUAUGAUUAUAACUCGAUUCUUGGAAAUAAUUUAUUGUGGGAUUAGUCCCGAAACGAACAUUGAGAUGUGAAUUUAUUCUUCUGAAAGUUUACUGGAUAUUCGUUUUCCUUCCAUGAGUACCUGAAGUAGCCAGGGGGCGCCCCGAAGAGUUUCUUUAUCUGCGCGGUGUGGUGUAGGUGUAACCGCUGCAUUAGCUGAAAUCGUCGCGAGCGACUCGCGCCCGCGUCUCGAUAUACUGUAUUACAUUAUAUUGCAUCACAUCUCAUAAUACUCGUGAUCAUUUGGUUGUGUAAUGUAAACGAACAAGCUCGUAAUUGGGCGGUUGUAUGCUCUCACUUACGUUCUGUAAUGUAUGCCAAACAUUUGCCAUAACUAUUUGUGACUAGACUAAAUAUGUAUGCCAAAUUUAGAUUAAUUAUAUACCUAGGACAGAGUGUUGAAUGAUCAACGUAGAAUUGCAUCAGAGAAUUGUUGUUUUAGACACAGGCGAGGCUUUAAGUAAAACCCCAGAUGUAAAUGAAUUGAUAUCGCUAUGAAUAUAUAUACCUACCGGUUAUUUUAUAAUAGCGAGAGGGUUCAAUUAUUCACGACUAGUGCUAUCGGAUAGAACAGAGUACGCUACGAAAUAUUAUUUAUUUGUCGGCAUUCAGAGUAUUAUUUUCAUAAAACAAAUUAACUCAUAAAACUUGCUAUUAUGUAAAUAAUUAAUAUUUUUUCAAAUUAAAUUUAUCGUACCGGAGAUAGGUCUACUACAUAAAAUAACAAUUUAUUGAAGACAAAGUCCCUCCAGAGAUAAUUUAAUAAUACUCUUAGCUAUUAAGACUGAAAGGUACUCUCUAGUAAGAAGUCUAUGCGUUAAUUUCACAAAAAUAUAAGAUUAUAUUUUAUGUUCUACGUUUAUUAAGUAUGAUUUGUUACUGUUAGUACAUCAUCGCCGAGUCACUAGCCCAUUCCAUGUGCAACUCGUCAUACUAGUCAGGGUAUAGCUUUACAUUACGUAUCCCGAGAUAGAUACGAGUACGCCGUCGCGGCCACGGUAGGAGCCGUGCGCUGUAUUCUGUACCUAAUGUACUCACUCAAGUAUUCAAACAAACUUCGCUAAGUCUACUUUAGAAUAAAUUAUAAGGACGACAAUUGAACUAUAUUAUUUCAACUUACAUAUAGAAGUGCCUUACGAUUUUAUUUUAGUAUAAUAAUUAUUUUUGUUUUCUGUUAUUUUUGAACAGACACAAAGAAUAAGCACUGGAAAAUUGCAUUUAUUUGAAGUACGAUCCACCUCCACCCUGCGCGCGCAGGGUGUCAGGCAGGUGGGUCGGUUUGGUUUCAUCUUUACUAACAAAUCGUUAUCGGUUUAUCGAAAAUAUAUUUAAUAUAAAAUUAAAUUUAAAUAUUAAUAAACACAGGCCUAGGAAGGAACGUUUGAAAGACAUGCCAACGACCGCUUCCCUGUCUAGCGAUUUCCACCGAGCCUCUUAGUAUUAGCUGCAUCAGGCAUAGUAGCAAUCAAGUAAAACAAUAAUGAUGGCAAGUCAAUUUUUGUGAAAUAUAGCUUAGAUGAAGAAAUAGGCACCUAAUGAUACAAGACUACUGCACAGCAACCGAACGGACAGACGAAACAGCGCUCUCGUUCAACUACCAAAUGUUAUAGUGUCACUAAAUGCUUUCUUAGUUUAAUGGACUCCUACAAUGUAUAAUCGCUUAGUAAUUGUUCUAUCUGACUACUUGUUUUCUAUGGUCCCGAAUGCGGUACCGCAUUGUAAAUGUAUUUCAGUAUUUGUCAAAAGCAAAAAAAAGUGGAAUGUUACUAUAGUAAAUACUUUAUAAGUCUAAAUGAAUAUAUAUUCUUCUAAUUUUGUAUCGAAUAAAGAGUGUAAGGCUCGCGGCGGCGCGCAUACCGGCACACCGGCGGCACGUCUCGCGAUGAUGCCUCUUCGUGUCGGCCGCGCCGCCGCGCCGUGCUCCAUAAUACGUACCCGUGUAACAUAUAAUACCGUAGGGGAACCCACGUGCCAACUGCACGAUAAUUGAUAUUACACUCUGUGUUGUGAUUUUGAACGUUCUGUAAAUUACAAAAGUCUUUGAACUACUAUUUAACAUUUGUAGACACGUUUUUAGAUUAGCACAAUUCUUCGCGUAGUCACUUAGGUCGUUAACCUUUAUUAAGCAUUUAGAUUAAAUAGGUAUUCGAGAAGAUGUAAGUGUACUACGUAUAACUAGAUUCAUUGUUAUAUUCAAUCAAUGUGAUGAUCGUAACGUAAAGGACAACGAUGAGUAAGCUCCAGCCCUGUCCCUCCCUGCUGAGCGACUUUUCACAAUUUCGCAUAUCCUUGAAACAAUAAGUAAUAAAAUAAAAUUCUAUUAUAUAUAUUGAUAAAUUUAUUAGGGUAACUAAUUUUUUAAGACAAUGAACUAUUAAGUGAUCUUUUAGAUUGUCUUUAUUAAUAAAUAUAUGGUGAAGGUUUUGUCAA